Mesorhabditis belari is the source of this 1488-nucleotide messenger RNA. The record is from the annotation of a GenBank genome assembly. Lineage: Eukaryota; Metazoa; Nematoda; Chromadorea; Rhabditida; Rhabditidae.
AUGCCAAUAGCAAUCCGUGUCUUUUCAAGGAACGCUUUGGCAAGAGCUGCCCAAAUACCGCGCCAGCACAGCCCGUUGCUUCGAAUACUCCUCAUCAAUCUGUGCUUCAAUAUCUUCUCGGUUCGAAGGUUUCAACGACUGAAUUUUCCGCCGACGGUUAUAAUAAUGAGGGCCGGUGGUCCAGUGAGCAAAGGAGCUGCUCUGUCAUGUUACAUGGAUGGACGACCAUGUUGUUGGGCGAAUCUCCCGCCACCCGAUGAUCAGCUCGAUUGGCAAAUUGCCACCGGAAAGCCUGACACUCCAUAUUUCCAGAAUGCGCCAGCUCCAGAAGGCAGCUAUCUGAUCGCCUAUGCUCGAGGAGCUGCUCCAUCUGAUGAGGCUCAAUUCGCCUCGUGCUCAAUCGCUUGCGCUUCUUCGCCGAUCACCGUUAGAGCCAAGCAUUGGCAAUCGGAAAACGUGUUGCUGCAAGUGUGCCAACGGGAAUCUUUCCCAAACACUGUCAAUUUCAAUCCACUCCUCAACUGCCAGGAGUUCCCGAUGGUCACCGGAAUGGGCACAACCGAACUCGUUUUGCCCAAAGCUUCUCUCGUUGACAUCAUCUUUGUCGCUUCAAAUUUUGUUGGCGAGAACGGAGACAUUGCCAUUCUUGAUGACAUUGAGAUCUCAUAUGAUUCGGAUGGUCUUGAAUGUCAGAAAGAAGAGAACGGAGCUGAGGCAGCGCAGAGAUUGACUGUUGAAACAAAUUCUGGAGGAAAGAUUGCGAGGAUUUCGGAGAAGAGCUUAACGCAAGCUGAGAAAGACCUUGCUGGCAGAAAAGAAAAGAUUCAAAAGAGAUUGAACAUGAAGAUCGAGGAGGAAGUGGAGAAUGAGCGGGUUGAAGAGCACGAGGAGCAUCCAGAUGAUCGUGUGGUUGAAUCCGUUCGCAAAGCACUCGGCGAGCAAACCGUUUUGGCAUCGGGCAGUGAAGCGUUCAGCAAGGAUAUCUGUGAGAACACUAAAUGCGAUUUUGAAGAUGGCACCACUUGCCACUACAAGGACGCUCAUCAAACCCAGUCGAUCCGUGGGCUCACCACGAAAUUCCAAGUCGUUUCCGGGCAAUUCAUGAACCGAGUCACUGGAGUUAAAGAGAGCAUUGAAGGCCAAUUCUACGCGGCCACCUUCUUAUUCCCACGAGAAAUGGCCGGUUUGGAGGUGAAAAACGCACCUUUCACCGAGAACUCCCGAAUGAGAUUCCAUUAUUAUGAGGGAACACACGGAGUACAGCUUAAAGGUUGCUGUGAUUCGCUCGACUCUUGUCCUUUCCAAUCGGACAAAUUUGUGACGGUGAAUGAUCGAAUCUGGAAGACCGCUUCGUUGAAGUGUCCGAAAGGCACAGAAAAGGUGAUUUUCGUUUGUGAGAACACACGCACCAACCAGGGUGCUUGUGCCAUUGACGAGAUUCGAAUGGUCGAAACGAGCGGUAAAAUCGCCGACGUUCAGCCAUUAUGC